Molecule: messenger RNA, 5517 nt
Organism: Peronospora farinosa
Lineage: Eukaryota; Oomycota; Peronosporomycetes; Peronosporales; Peronosporaceae
Source: the annotation of a GenBank genome assembly
AUGACAGCGAAGCGACCGACGCGUCGUGAAGGUGAAAAAGUGUGGUGUCCAGAUCCACGCAAUGUGUGGCAAUUGGGUGUUGUAGUAGAAGAUGAUGGCGAGAAACUCCAUGUGUUACUACCCGACGCUGACACGGAAGAGCAGUUUACGUUUGAGCAAGUACAUCCGUAUGAUCCGACACACUCUUUUGACUUGACAAAUGUAGCGGAGAUGGAUAAUUUACACGAAGCGCCACUGCUUGAACUACUGCGUCGACGGUACCUUGAGGACAAGAUUUACACGUACACGGGUGACAUUCUCAUCUCUAUUAACCCGUACAAGAACAUUCCGAUGCUCUAUAACUUUCCAGAGCUAGAUUCAAUUGGAAAACUGGAUAAUCCAGUGCCGCACGUCUAUUCGACGGCUCAUGGGGCGUACCAUACCAUGAUGAAAGACGGCAAAUGCCAAUCUAUUCUAGUCUCGGGUGAGAGUGGAGCUGGCAAGACAGAAGCUUCGAAAUACAUCAUGCGGUAUUUAGCCAACAUCUCGGAGAUUGGGAAAAAGACGCCCAAGGUUCCGAACGUAGAUGUCGGAAGCUCAUCGGUGGAGCAGUGUGUGCUGCAGAGUAAUCCACUACUCGAAGCUUUUGGAAAUGCAAAAACGAUUCGCAACGACAAUAGUAGUCGGUUUGGUAAGUUCAUUAAGAUUUACUACAAUGCGGAUGGCACGAUCUCAGGCGCUACAACGAGCCACUUUUUGCUGGAAAAAAGUCGAAUCGUCGGCAGUGCUGAGGCAGAGCGCAACUAUCAUGUCUUCUACCAGAUUUGUGCAGGAAUGCCUACGGAAAUGAAGAAUGCACUCAAGCUAAAGCCUGCAAGUGAGUUCUACUUUCUCAAUCAAGGGAAUUGCAUUCAGGUGUCAGAGAUUAACGACAAGAGAGACUUCAAGGCGCUUGUGGAAGCCAUGGGUACUGUAGGUAUUCCACCAGAAUUGCAACACACUAUCUUUCGCCUUGUUGCCUGUGUGUUACAUUUGGGCAAUAUGGAGUUUACAGAGAAUGCAAAAAAUGAGUCCCAAAUUGCCCACCUUGAAGACGUUACAAAUUUGGCCGAGUUGAUGAUGGUGACGUCAGAUGAGCUUGAAUUUGCUCUCACCAAACGAACGAUGUCUGCCGGUGCGCGUGGAUCUGUGGCAGAGAUUGCACUGACUGCUGUUGAGUCUGUCAAGUCGCGCAAUGGUCUUGCAAAGGACAUCUUCAGCAAGAUUUUCGACUGGCUGGUGUUUCAAAUCAAUAAAUCGACGGCGAAUGUCGGGGGCAGUACUGGUGUAGACGUAGGCUCCAAGUUCAUUGGAAUUCUGGAUAUCUUUGGUUUCGAAAGCUUGCAAGUGAACUCGUUCGAGCAGCUAUGUAUAAACUACACGAACGAAAUGCUGCAGCAGCAGUUCAACCAACAUGUGUUCGUUUACGAGCAGGAGGUGUAUGUUGAAGAGGGUAUCGAUUUUUCGCGUUUGGAGUUCAAGGACAAUGGACCAUGUCUGGAUCUGAUUGAUAAGAAACCUUUGGGUAUCCUCCCACUUCUGGAUGAACAAGGAAUGCUCGGUCGACGUGCUAGCGACGAAAACUUUAUCAAAAAACUGCAUCAAACACAUUUGCCGAAGGGCAAGGUCCCCGAGGGCACUACAGUCUAUUACUCUAAGCCACGUUUUGCCACGGACGAGUUUGUGAUUAACCACUACGCUGGCGAUGUCACGUACAAUGUCAAUGGCUUUUUGGAAAAGAACGAUGACUCAUUGCACAAUGAUCUGAUCUCGCUCAUGGACAGCUCGAAGUGUGAGUUCCUGCGGAAGUUGUAUCCAAUUGCCCAAGCAGGUGCGGCGGCUGGUGCAGCUAACCCGCGCAGACCCAUUCGCAAAAUGGGCAAUAAGAUGACUGGAACCAUGACAGUUGGGCGUAAGUUUCGCGACCAGAUGGCAAACUUGAUGGUGGAACUGAAGGCGACAACGCCGUCCUUCGUUCGGUGCGUUAAGCCCAACAACGUCCGUUUCCCGCAGGGAUGGAAUUCUGAGCUGAUUCUCAAUCAACUUAUAUACCUUGGUGUCAUGGAGACUGUGCGUAUUCGCCGGUCAGGUUUUCCUGUUCGACGGCUUUUUGAAGAGUUUCACGAGAAGUAUCAAGUUUUGACCCGUAAUGUUACAAAGGAAAAACAGGCGAAAAUGACGGACAAAGACUACUGUGAAGUCAUACUACGCUUCAUUCCCCGUGAGAACUGGCAGCUAGGUCACAAGAAGGUAUUCCUCCGCGACAGUCAAUUGCGCAUGUUAGACAAUGAAGCACGCAAGUUCUUGCACGAGGCCGCUACCGUUAUUCAAAAGUAUGCCCGUGGACGACAACAGCGCCGAAAGUACCUGGACAUGCGGCAAAAAGCAGUCCUCAUUCAGGCCACGAUCCGUAUGUGUUUAGCAAAAUGGCACUUCUCGCGUAUGCGUCAUCGUAUUACACUUCUUAAUGCCGUGGCGAGGCAGUUCGUUCAGCGGCAAAAGUACAAGCGCUUGCGCAAGACAACAAUUCUUGUGCAAAGUCAUGUUCGGGGCAAUGCAGCUCGCCGGUAUGUACUCUAUCUGCGUACUGCCCCGCCUGCCGCAAUUAUGAUACAAGCCCAGGUGCGACGCUACUUGGCACGUAAGCGUUUUAUCAAGCAAAAGCAUGCCGCAUCGAAGGUUGCAAACGCUCGCAAAAUGCAAAAGCAGCGGGCAGAAUUCCUGGAGAUGCGUGGUGCGGCGAACACGAUUGCCUCUCGAUACAAAGGUUAUGCUGCACGAAACAAGUAUCGCGAUAUGCAGAAGGCAGCUAUCGUGUUGCACGCAGCGGGUCGUGGCUUUAAUGCCCGCCUGAAGUAUGGCAAGAAGGCACGUAUGCGAGCUGUUGCGCGCAACAAAGCGCAGAUACAAAUUUCGCGAGUGGUUCGUGGAUUCCACGCUCGGCGUUGCUUCCAGGUCUCUCGCCGACGUAUUAUUAUGAUUCAAGCACGUGUACGUGCUAACCGCGUUCGAACUGAAUACCUCAAGGGUCGGAAGGCUACUAUUAACUCUCAGGCUAUGAUUCGUCAAUUACUUGUGCGCCGCAGAUUCCUGCGCGAGAAAAAGAUGGCAACACGUAUUGAGGCGUUUAGUCGAAUGGUUAUCUGUCGUCAGCGGUACCGUGAUGAGCGCAAGAAAAUCAUUUUAGUGCAGUCUCUCUGGCGGAUGCAUAGUGCUCGCAAGCAGUACACCAAACGGGACAGGCAGGUGACACUAUUGCAAUCGCUCUGGCGCUUGAGGCAUGCAAACUACCUAAAAUUACGGUCUGCUGCACGCGUGGUGCAGGGUGCUAUUCGCACGUACCUGCGCCGCCGCCAGUUUGUUCGUUUCCACAGUGGAGUUGUAAAAACUCAAGCACUUUACCGAGGCUACGUCCAGCGAAAGCAGUAUCGUCGAACUUUACACCGAGUCAUUACGGUUCAAAGCGUUUUCCGCCAGAAGAGAGCCGAUAAGCUUGCAGAUGUUCGGCGUCGGUCUAUGGCGCGAGUGCUCGGUGUCGUUAGGAUCUUCUUGUCUCGUGUCCGUAUGCAAAACCGCACCCGAUCAUUGUUUAACGCUGCCAACGCCUACAAUUUGACCGAGGUGCUGCACAUUGCACAGGAAAUGCCAGGAAUGUUACGGGUGCGCGACCGUGUGCACGGCAUGAUGUCAUUGAUUCACGUGGCGGCCAAGAAUGGCGAUUUGAACCUGGCGCGUUUCGUUCUUGAGGAAAACCCUCAGCUUGAAGAUCUUGUGUAUGGAAAGGAUACCACGGGCAGUACACCUCUGCACUAUGCUUGCCGCCUGGCCCACCUGGACAUGGUGCGUUUGCUCACGAAGGUUGCCAACCGGAAUUCCAAUCCGGGUGCACUUUUUGACUUUGGAGCAGCUCGUACGCGAAGCGCAAGUAGCACGAGCAGUGCGAAUGACGACCCGCCCGAUGUAAAAUUUCGCUCUGUCUCCAGUGUUAGCACGGUGUCCAUGUCGACACCAACGUCCCGUUCUCCAUCAAGGAGUAUUUCAAUUGGCAAUCGCAGCCCUAUUGUGGGAUCCGAUGCUCGUAUGCGUGGAAUGUCAACAGCCUCGACAUCGUCAUUUUCGAUGCAGCCAGGCUUCAAACCUGGUGACCACAACGCGCCGAAGCGUCAUGGUCGCCGCGCUCUCGUGUCGACUACACCGAGGGCUGGGAACAGUCGCCGUCUAACUUCAUCCAUCGGUGGACUUCCUUCCGUUCUACCGACAACACUCCAAAUUAAAGUAUACAAGGAGGGAUUUCUUCGCAAGGCUAGCGGUACACGCUGGGCCACGAAGCGCUAUGUGAUGGCGGACGAGGUAUGCUUAUCCUACUACAAGACAGAGAAAGACAAAAUUCCGCUCAAGAUUGUCGAACUAUGCGAUGCCACUAUCAAACGUAACUCGGACGUGGACUGCUGUUUCGAGAUCAGAUCACCGCGUCUCAAGAGCUCCAAAAACCCUGAUGGUAUGCUUUCGUUUGUGGCUGACACCGAACAAGAGGUGCACGAAUGGAUGCUUGCUAUUCGUAAAGUGCAGGGUGUGCGCGUGACCACGACGAGUCCUCCGAACCACAACAUGAUUUGCAUUGACAGUGGACUGCGCCGUGACUACGUCAAUAUGAAGAACAAGCUCGGCUUUACGCCUUUGCAUCUUGUUGUGCAAAAUGACGAAGACGAAGGAUUUGAAGCUGCGAAGGUGUGCGUCUGGCUAAUCGAGAACGGUGCUGAUCCGAAUGCCAUUGACGAGAACGGAGACACAGCACUCCACUAUGCUGUGGAACUGGACCGUUAUGACCUGGUUGAAACGCUAAUGAAGCGCGGUGCGGACUCGAGUAUUAAGAACCUUAAAGGUCUCUCAGCCAUGGAGAUUGCUGAGGAAGAUGACCUGAAGGAAAUUCUCAGUCCAGUGAAACACACCUUGAAGGUGGAAAAAGUCCCGGUCGAUGAUGAUGAGCCUCAAGCGGAUGGAAUCGAUCUCGCUCAAGAGAUGACACCAAUCGCUUCAUCGCUCGUCCCUCCUCCUGACAGAUUACGCGACAGUACUUAUGUGUCUGUGUUCCUUGGUGCUGUGGCUGUGGCCACGGGCCCAGUUAUGGAGACACCACACUUUAAUCUCUAUAUCAUGGAUUCCAAGGGUGCCAUCAUCGACACGGCGCAGCGCACUCCGAAGUCCCUUAUCCAAACGGGAGGCAACUACUGGUGGUUUGGCAACACGUGGUAUCUGCAGACCCCACUUGAGCACCUCAAGGACGGUUGUGUCGCGGUGAUGGAGCUGCGGCAUCGGAGUCUUGUCACGCAGGAAGUUGAAGUAGGCUGCUGGACAUUUUUCCACCUGGACUUGAGUAAGAUCACGACAGCACCAGCUACCUUUGAAAUGUACGCGCCACCAGUGGAUCCGCUCAGUAAGAUUCUAGCUCGAGUCCCUGGAGACUCCUUCCUUCAGGCUGAAAUCAAUGUGUCACUGUAA